GGGGCCUUCUGGCACAUCACGGACCUGCACUGGGACCCGAGCUACGACCUGAGCGAGGAGCCCAAAAAGGUGUGCGACUCGAGCGGAGGCAGAGCGGCGGCGCGGGCGGGCCUUUUCGGCGACCACGCCUGCGACUCCCCCUGGAAGCUCAUCAACUCCUCCAUUCACGCCAUGAAGGAGAUUCUCCCAGACCCGGAUUUCAUCGUUUGGACGGGCGAUGACACGCCGCACGUUCCCGACCGGAAUCUGGGCGAGGAAAGCGUUCUGCGCAUCAUCGCCAACCUGAGCGACAUCAUCAGCGAGGUUUUCCCAGCCACCAAGGUGUACGCCGCCCUGGGCAACCACGACUACCACCCCAAGAGCCAGCUUCCCGGCGGGCCCAGCCACAUGUACCGGCAAACGGCCCGAUUGUGGACGCGCUGGUUGGCGCCGGAGUCGCGCCAAACAUUCGCUCAAGGCGGCUACUACACCGAAGCGCUUUUGAAUCAACGAGGCUACCGGAUGUUGGUGCUCAACACAAAUCUCUACUACGACCGCAACGUGCUGACCCAGAACGACGAGGAUCCCGCCGGCCAGUUCAGCUGGGCGGAUGGCGUCCUCGCAAAGGCGGCGAGCGACCGAGAGAAGGUGUACAUCAUCGGCCACGUGCCCCCGGGGAUGUUUGAGAAGAAGAGGGGCAAGCCUUGGUUCAGGCCGCAUUUCAACCGCCGCUACCUGGAGCUGAUUCGGAAGCACCACGCCGUCAUCAAGGGACAGUUCUUUGGCCACCACCACACCGACGCCUUCCGCAUGUUCUACGACAGCGACGACCUUCCCAUCGGCACCAUGUUCCUCAGUCCCGGGGUGACACCGUGGGAGACCACGCUCCCCGGAGUCAAGAACGGCGCCAACAACCCUGCCAUUCGCAUCUUUGAAUACGACAAAGCGACGCUCCUGGUUCUGGACGCGGUGACGUACUACCUGAACCUGACGCGCGCCAACGUGGGCCGGGACCGCUGGGAGAAGGAGUACCGGCUGACGGAGAGCUUCGGGGUGGCCGACGCCUCCCCGGCCUCGAUGGAGCGCGUCCUGCGGGGCAUGGAGGCGGACGGCUGUCGCCUGCAGCGCUACUACCGCUUCAACUCGGUCAACUUUGACCUGAGCGAGUGCGACCGAGAAUGCCGCGCCGACCACGUGUGCGCCGCGCGCGAGGUGGACUACCGCAGGUACGAGCGCUGCCUGGCCACCGAGGCGGCGGCGGCGGGGCCCGGGAGGAACCCCGCUCGCCGUUCUGGGCCUGGCCGCCGGCUUUGCGCUUCUCCUCGCUCGCCACUAGUCGCCGCUUCCGCGGGUGACGCUCUGGACCCACGCCCAAAGAGCAAGAAGGAUUUUCAAGAACAGUCCAGACAAGUCCCUUUUCAACCAUCUCACUUCUUGCUUUUAACUUGCCCUCUUGAAAAUGGUCACGUUCUACUACGACCCCAAAUGCGCCAUUUGACUUUCUCCAUCCCAGCGAAUGCACAUUGCAGCCAGCCUUGUCAUGACACAAUUUGGCAUUUUAAUGUCAUCCAACUAACUGAUGAUUCCACCGGCAACACAAUACAAACGCCAAGCUUUGGCUUCAAAUCACCCGUGCGGCUUUCAUACGCCGGCGCGCCAGACCGCGAGAUAUCGGACUCCCUUGUAAAGGGACACAAAAUGUUCCUCCGUGGGGGGAAAGCUGAUUUAGGGAGAGGACGCCGAAGCGUUGGCAUUUGGUGA
Molecule: messenger RNA, 1740 nt
Organism: Hippocampus zosterae (dwarf seahorse)
Lineage: Eukaryota; Metazoa; Chordata; Actinopteri; Syngnathiformes; Syngnathidae
Gene: smpdl3b
Product: sphingomyelin phosphodiesterase acid like 3B
Molecular function (GO): hydrolase activity
Source: RefSeq, a predicted model, not a curated record